Messenger RNA from Pseudophryne corroboree (corroboree frog), 7882 nucleotides. It is a transcript of the gene INPP4B, whose product is annotated as inositol polyphosphate-4-phosphatase type II B. Lineage: Eukaryota; Metazoa; Chordata; Amphibia; Anura; Myobatrachidae. Bases 399 to 3191 code for a protein of 930 amino acids. The transcript has 23 exons. Gene Ontology annotation, molecular function: phosphatidylinositol-3,4-bisphosphate 4-phosphatase activity. The record is from RefSeq and is a predicted model, not a curated record. Gene Ontology annotation, cellular component: cytoplasm.
CAGGGAAGGAUUUCGCAGCUCAGUUUGAUCAUUCCGCCACCUAGUUUUGCAAUGCAUUAAUUGCUCUGUACAGCUCGGACUUUGCAGUACAGUAAAAGGAGAAGCAACAGGGGACUCAUCAUUCCGGAGAGGUCCUCCUGACAGGGAAGAUAGAUGUAUAAUGGUCUGUAAUAAGCAGAGCAUCACUUCAGCUGCUCCCUGCUACUACCUGCCCAUUCCCUGUCUCAGAGCUGGCUGAAGGUGUGCUCUGAGUCCUGCCUGCAGAAUCGCACGGGGGAGGAAGGGCUGUUCCGCCAAGUCACAGGGAAGGUAGACGGCGAGUGUUGCCCAGUGGCAGACGGACAGGAGAACUCCGAGGGUCUGCACAGGAGAACUGCGCCGCUGAGAGCUCUCUGAUCAUGGAGAUAAAGGAGGAAGCUUCUGAUGCAGCCCAGGAUCUUAUUGCUACGGCUAAAGGAGAGGAGAAGUCUGUUGUGUCAGGAUGUGCAAAGAUUCAGAGAACUUUAGAUGACCCGAAGCUUGAGUUCGCUCUUGCAUGCAAGGAUUUGCUGACCGCUGCUCGUGAUGGAAAACUGAACACAUUUGUACAGAUCUCGGUGGCACAUCCAGCAGACCAGACAUUAACCAGAUACGCUAACACUGAAAUAGUAGAGGGAACAAGAGACCCACUGUUUUUGACUGGUGUGACGUUUCCCUCGGAGUAUCCCAUCUAUGAAGAAACUAAAAUAAAGCUCACGGUGUAUAAUGUCAAGGAUAAGUCUCAAGAAACUGUUCUUCCAGAAAGCAGUGAGCCAAGAACAAACUCCGGGAAGAAUUUCCUGGGCUGCAGCACUUUUAGAGUGAAGGAUCUGGUGAAAGCUAAAGAACAACCCCUGUCUCUCAACCUCAAAACCUUAAAUGGUGGAAAGAACAUUGGCAAUAUUGAAGUGAGUCUGGUGAAGAUGGGUGAGAUACAGAAUGGGGAAGCAGAUCAUAUCACAACAGAUGUGCAAGAACAAAAGUGCGCCUUAGUCUGUGAGUGCUCCUCACCUGAAAUGGUCAGUGGGAAUGACAAUCUACCUUUGCUUAAUGCAGUGUUAAAGAAUCCCAUCUACAAGUUCUACAGAUUUCCUGCAUCUGACAACAAGUGGCUCUGCGUUCGGGAGCAGAUGUCAGAGAGCAUCAUGUCUUUCCAUAUCCCAAAGCAACUGCUUACUCUCUACUUAAAAGAAGACACCAGAAGAAUUGAAGAACUGAAGGAACUUGGAGAACUUUCUUCACACUGGGACAAGCUGCGACAAAGUGUUAUAACUCACUAUGAAGAGAUGGUGUGCAUCUACCAGGAAAGUCUUGCUGAGCUAGAAAAAUAUACAGGGUCUUCUUUCAAAUCCAGCUGUACUAAAGGAGAAAAGAGUCUUGAAUUUGUUCCAAUUAAUCUCCAUUUACAAAGAAUGCGGGUUCACAGCCAAAAGUUAAAAGAUGCCCUGUACGAUGUCAUUACCAUUGGUGCCCCGGCAGCGCAUUCUCAGGGAUUUAAGAGUGGUGGCCUCAGAACACUUCUUUCUAGGUUUGAGACAGAAAAACGAAAUACAGGGUACCAAUGUAUUUACUAUUCACCUGAGAACACGGCGAAGGCAAAAGAGAUUUUAAGUAACAUCAAUCACCUGCAACCUCUUAUAUUAAGCCAUACAGACCUUCUGCUUAAUUCAGCAAGACAGCACUCUGUGGACAGCCUGAACAAUUCUUUAAAAGCACUCAUGGAAACGACGGAGUUAUUUGUUCACUCUUUUAAAGACCAGUUAAUAAACAAUGCCCUUUUGGCACUAUACACAGCACGGCCAGGCUGUGCAAAUAAGAAGCUUACAGAACCAAGAAAUGCUGUGAAUGAAAAUGAUCAGCAGGAUCAGGACCAUGUACAGCCAAUAACAAGACAGGAUUCUAUACCUCACCACUCUGAAUACGAUGAGGAAGAAUGGGAUAGGGUGUGGGCCAACGUAGGGAAGAGCCUUAAUUGCAUUAUCGCCAUGACGGACAGGCUGCUUGAACAAGAAGACAGUACAAAAGACAUAAAACCUGAUUCCUUAGAUGAAGAUCUCAUCACAUCGCCCAUAAAUGAAGACUGGUAUGAACAGCUUUACCCUCUGAUAAUUACGCUAAAAGACUGUGUAACAGAAGUAGUGGAUAAGGCAAAGACAUCAAUGACUUUUGUUGUGCUUCAAGAACUGGCGUGCGGUUUGCCCCAAUGCCUGCGCCUUACCUUCAGAAGAGACGUGGUUUUCAGCCAAGCCCUUUCUGGAUUGAUCUGUGGUUUUAUAAUAAAGCUACAUUCCAGUCUACACAAUCAGUGCUUUCUACAGCAACUUGGCAUGGUGGGAUUACUUGUCCAAUACGAGGGCCUUCUGAGCACAUACAGUGAGGAAGUUGGAAUGCUAGAAGACAUGGCGGUCAGUAUUUCGGAUUUGAGGCACGUAGUAUUUAAAAUAACUGAGGCUAAAUCAGACGACUUUCUGCCUGCUGUGACUGGAAGACGAGAGCACUAUUUAGUCGAGGUCAAGCUUCCAACAAAAAUGUUUGAGUUGCUUCCACAAGAGAUUAAAGAUGGAAAGUUGCUAAGUGUUUACCCAGUGCUUUUUAACGUAGGAAUUAAUGAGCAGCAAACAAUUGCAGAAAGGUUUGGUGACACCUCUUUGCAAGAAAGUAUUAACCAAGAGAAUGUUGAACAUUUGGAAGAGUAUUACAGACUUUGUGCAGAUACAGCGGUUCCAGAUUGUCCACAGUUAUUCCAGGAUCAAAGUGACCUAAAGGAACUCAUUGAGAACCUUCACCAAAACACUCAUGCCAAAAAAAGGAAGAAUGUAGAAGUCAUGUGGUUAGCGGCUACUAUUUGCCGAAAAAUGAAUGGGGUUCGAUUUACUUGCUGUAAAAGUGCCAAGGACCGGACAUCUAUGUCAGUUACUUUGGAGCAGUGCUCAAUCUUAAGAGAUGAACAUGACCUUCACAAGGACUACUUCAUCAAGGCCCUUGACUGCAUGAGAAGCGGACAAGCCCAAGGACUUCUGAAUGAGUCGGAUGAUCCAGAGAAAGGCUGUGUAACAGAUAACAAGCCAACUUCCCGCCACUUCUAUCCUGUUGCUCUGCUUCUUGUCAGCUCACACUUGUUGGUUGUGUGGCUUAUCCUGAGUCUUGCAUUGCUAUUAGCCAAAUAUCAAUAAUAUGCACCUCAUUUUCUGUUUGUUAAACCAAUAGCAAUGUCCUUUAGUUUGUAAAUUAUAUCUGCAAUUCUUUGUACUCUAACCUCAAAAUGUGCCCUUUGAACCACAACCUGUUUUUUAUAUUAAUUUAUUUUCCAUGUAGCUAUAGUAUUGUAUCCAGAUUACGUUGUGAUAUUUAUUCAAAUGUCUGUAGGAAGAAUGCAUUCUCUUAUUCAGCUGCCCCACGCUGAUUACGGCUUCUUUUUAUUCCUUUGCUUUGUUUAUCAUAGUUGCAAGUAUCAUUGAUUACAACGAUUUUUGUAAAAUCAGCAACACGAUUUUCUUUUACUGACAAAGAUCCAGUUGACUAGAAACUAGGCUGUAUAAAUAGUCUCUCAAACAAAAUAAUGAGUUUUCUUAGGAAGGGACCAUUGAAAACAGGCUGGAUAAAAACCUGUACUGCACAUACUAUAUGUACUAUACAAACAUUUAUUAUAAAGCCUUGGUUCAAUACUUUUCUUGUUAUCACAGGUCAUUCAUUAGGGGAUAUUUCUAAAUAUUGGUGUAAAGGUAAAAAAAUAUUGUUAGCCACAGCAACCGAUGAGACAUUAGCUUUUGUUUUGCAGUCUAUUUUACAAAAAUGACAGCAUUUGUUUGGUUGAUAUAUGAUAAUACAGGUCGGGUAAUAUUUCGGCCCUGUAGUGGCGUCAUGACAUUACUGAGUACGCAGCCAAUCGCAGACACAAUCACAGCCAUUCCCUCACCAUCGCUACUCCCAGGACCCGCCGCUGACUCCCACUGAUGCGCUGCACAUAAAACCCGCUGCAGACCCGUCCGGAUAAAGGAAAAAUCAAAGAACCAGAAUUCUCCUAGUCCCAAGCAUUCCGGAUAUGGGAUACUCGACCUUUAGCACCUUUUUUGUGCAGUUACCUAUAUACCAGUUUUUGCUGUCCUCUAUUGACUGUGUGAUGACAUAGUAAUUUUUUCUACAAAUGCUUACUUGCCGUUUCCAGUAUAAAUUUAGCCCUUUUACACUGGACAGCAGUUUUGCAUUCCCUAAAAGGUAUCUAUUUUUAUUAUGUGGUUUCACACCAUUGAGAAAAUAAAUGUUUAAGUAGUUUUAAUGGUAGGGAUUCCAGUUGCUUACUUUCUUCCUGCUCCCAAGCACUUGACAUUUUUAAGCUGUACAAUUGCUUAAAAAGCAAUGGCUCUUUGAUGACGUAGUAAUAAACUUAACAUAGCACAAUCUGAGCAAUCCAUGCUCCAAUAACUUGAGCCCAGAGUCUUCAACGUUCCCAGAAGUGUAAUACAGAUUUCAUAUAGUGUGUUAUGCUAGUCUGUGUUAGGUGGCUUUAUACACAAAGAUCUGUGUAACUAAGGGCGUAUGACCGAUGCCGCCGUUCAGAGUGCAGGGCUCUGUGGGCAGAACUGUUGCUGCCCACAGCCCUAGUUUUGGCACCUUAAAGCCAGAGAUCUUUGAUACGGCUCCGCCAGAGCGUCUUUAGAUGCUCCAGACAGACACCCUGCAGCCUGUACAGCCAAUUGGAGUGUCCUGAGAACACUCCUAUCCAUCAGCGUUGCAGUUAAUGUUGUUGCAAGCUGCACCACUCUGCGCAUCGCAGUGACAUCAUGCGUGUGACAUCAUGACAUUGGGCGCAUUUGAGCCCUGUUACGGUGUUGCACACAGCACAUUUUCAGAUUUGGAACAAAUACCAUUCCAUUAGCCAAAUUUAAUGUUGGGUUUAACAACUAGAUGAUGAUCAAGAUGUUAAACAUACUGUUCACCAGUAUAGUCCCCUAGAUCAUAUACAAACUGGACGAAUGUCACACUUGAACGCUUGAUAGUGACAUAAAUCCCUGCUUACAAUUCCUAAAUAGAAUCAAAUUUAAAAAAAAAACACAUUUUAGUGAUUUUUUUGUUGUUAUGUAGCAGAAUUUAAUGACCUUGCAGGUUUGGUACAUGGAAAAACGAGUGUAUAUAGAAAGAAAAUGGGCCCGUUUGAAGGCUAGACUGUGAACUAUUUUUAUGAAUUGGGUAGCUAAGGACCAAUUUUAAUACUAUAAGGACUUAAUUCAUUUUUGUACGCAAAUCCACAUGCAGCUGCGUUUUUAUAGAUUAUAGAACUGCUAAUCAUCGUACCGCAAGUGAAGCUGCUGCCUAGGAAAGAAAUACCAGAUCCAACGCAGAGUUCUCUUCAGCUGCGUACUGAUACGCAGCACCAACACAAUAACAAGGAACAUCUACUCCUAGGGUUGACCUAUGGCUAUGCAGACUGGCCUCGGCAAUAGCAAUGCUGGCGCCAUGUUUCUUUAUGUACAUGAAGGCACAUACACACCUUGAAAAUGAAAAUGACACGCCUGCGUUUUUGCUGCUACUCCCCUACUAACUCCCCUGGCUAUCCCUUCCUGCAUAUAACAUGUCAGUGCAAGCGCGAUUGUAAAAGUACCUUUGCGCAUGCGAUCACGACACAUGCACAGUCUGCUGAUAAUCACUUCGUUGUGAAAGCAUUGGCACUGAGUACAAAUAUGAAUUAGGUCCUAAGUCCACUCAAAGUUAGUGACUCUAUCACACAGCCCUUCCCCCACAGUUUUAAUGUAUGACCAAUAUAAACCAACUUGCAAAGAACAUUGGCAUGUAGUAAAGCAAUAUCUCUGAUCUGGGCCUCCCCAAAGCUAUAUAUUAAUACAGCUUAUAUGCAAAAUAUUUAUUCUGUCUACUUUUUCCUAACGAUUUGGCAGGCACGGCCCUCACUAAUCCCAUUCUUGCUUGUAACUUCCGUUUGCAUGUAUUGCUGAAAAACUAACAAAGGAUGCAAAUCUUUUUCUUUUCCUUUCCAUGUUCUGUCUGUAUCAUUGUGGCCUUCUUUGCACUGUGUUACUUGAAAGUAACUGUGACAUUCAGAUGAUUUAUAUGGGAGAUAAGACGUUAUGUAUAAUGUUCUUGUCGUCUGCACACAGUACGGCCAAGUAGUUGUGAGCAGAGGCAAUAACCAUAUGAAUGCGAUCCAUCCAAUCACCAAUAACAUGUAACAUCACUGAAGCAUGAGGCAUUUCAUAUGACUGGAUGAAUUCUGUGAAAUACUGGUGCAACUCACAAAAUGGCUGCCUGCACUGGUUGUCGACAAUGGGGAUGAUGUAUUAAGCAGUGAAAGGAGUGUAGAAGUGGACCAGUGGAGAAUGUACCUAUUGCAGCCAAUCAGCUUUGAGGAAGCAUUAAUCAAGUACAUUCUAUAAGAUGAUAACUUCUCCACUGGACUACUUCUCCACUCUUUUCACUGCUUGACAUAUCAACCUCAAUGUGUACAAGUUGUCUUUUUGUUAAACCAGCAUAAGUAAGACUCACACGGCAUGCCCCAUUUGGUCAGGCCCUCUACCAAGGAAAGCUUUAUUAAUACAAAGCAGUACAAGAAGCACUAAUAAAACUUCUUAACGUGCACCUCUCAUCUACAUAUUAUGGAGGAGUCAGUUAAUGGGCUGAAUUAAUAUUCAUGAGAAAUGCUACCUUUGAAUGCAGUAACAUCCCAUGCACCAUGUGUAAUGUUCACAAAGUACCUCAGUAACUAUGUCAAAGUACCUAUGUCACUUGUUCCUAUGGAUGAAAUCCUCAUGCAAUAGUGUCCAGCCCACAAAAUGUCCGCCACUUCUGUAGACAAUAUGUGCUCCUUAGGGAAGUCAAUAAGGGCUAAGCAUGCUCUUCAAAAAGAUGAACUCUGUGUUAUGAAUCUAUGUUAUCAUCUACAGUUACAGUUGAAGUGUAAUGAGUUCAACCCUGUUCAUGAAGUCCAAGUUUGCCUUGUAUCCAUGUCUGCUUAUUUGUAUUGCAUUGUAUGCAGUUGCUGCCCAUACGUAUUUUGUAUUUUCUUUUCUUCAUUUCUACUUCUCUUUCUCCCUUCAUAGCAUCAAUUUAGGAACGUGCAAACAACUUUUGUACUUUAUGUCGAUAUGCACUAGCUCUUUGUAAAAAAAAACUUUUGUAAAAAAAAAAAGUAAAGAAAAAAUAAAACCUAGGUAACAAGUUUCAAAUUAAUUAUAAAUAUUAGAAUCAAAUUAUACAAAUGAUAAUAAAAACUAGUGGUUGGAAUUUUAUCUGAAAAUCUUUAUGGCCAGAUUCAAUAAAUGCCUUAUUCUUGUGUGCGAGAUACAGAGAUUUUUGUCUACACUUAUAGUUACGAUUGUAAUACUACUUUUGACAAUGGUCAAAAUUCAUUAUACAGCAUAUUGGGCCUUAUUUAAUAACAUAGCUUAAUGUGCACAGUUGUGAUCCAUUUCCACCAAUGAGGUUAUGGAGAUCACUCUGUAGGAACACAGUAGAUGAGAGGGGGAAUUACACUGGUCUGGAAAGAUGAACGUGAUUCCUUGGGGGCCCACUAUUGGUGUAGAGUUACACUAUGUUGUGCUUUUAUUUUUUACUGAAUUUUGUCCAUUGAGUAGUAGCAAAUGAGAGUAUUACUGCUUGAAAAUAACCGAUGUUGGCAGUCUUUGAAAUGAAUACAUAUAUGGUGCAGAGUACCUAUUAUUCAGUACAUAGGUAGUUUGGAUGUUAAGUUCAGGUGUUGGUACAUAUUUCUGAGGGUAUUUACUAUAUGUGUCUGGCCUCUGGAUUUAAAUGUGUAAGAUGUAUCAUCACUUGUCAAAAAAUGUAUGGUUGAAAUCUUGUUAUUUUUACUGAAAGACUGCAACACUGCAAUGAAUAAAUAAAUCUUAUUUCUGUA